Suillus subaureus is the source of this 579-nucleotide messenger RNA. RefSeq lists its product as uncharacterized. The coding region runs from base 1 to 579 and encodes 192 amino acids. The record is from RefSeq and is a predicted model, not a curated record. The transcript is spliced from 8 exons. Lineage: Eukaryota; Fungi; Basidiomycota; Agaricomycetes; Boletales; Suillaceae.
AUGUAUCAUGAUGGGCCCACAACAUUCAAUAUCAAGUCUGAAGGUUUCACAACAGUGUACAAUGAUCUACACAGCCUGGUUUUUGGAGGAACAAAAAUACCCGCUACAAUGAUGGAUGCUUUUGGUGCAGCCUUCCAGCAAAAUGACGAGGUAGCAGACUAUGCUAUGACUUUGGGCUUAUUCGAGCAUGAGAUUCACGAAGGGUUUGAUGUUAUUCGAAGGAACCGAGGCCUUGAGGCAGUCUCAAAUGAUCCCAGCUGGUGGCUGAGAAUCAAUUUGAAUAUUUGUAUAAGCUAUUGGAUAGUUGCCACUGGUGUUGUGGUGGUAUAUGAUUGGGUCCUAACACUCUAUGGUGCUUGUCAGAUUUUAUUGGUCAUGCAGAUGUUUGUGCUGGGACCAUGCCUCAUCCUUAGCGUUCGAGAAAUCUGUGCUCAACUCGUGACUGGAUCCGACCCAGAAACCAGCAUGGUUUCAAUUGUCUUCCAGGAGCAUGUCUAUGGACAAAUCCACAUCACUACUGGAAAUGAUGAAGUGUCUGCAAAGCAUGAAACCCAGAUGGCUGAUAGCUUUUUGGCCUGA